AUGUCUUAUGAUCGCUAUCUGGCAAUUUGUAGACCCUUGCACUAUGGUUCUAUUAUGAAUAUGAAAUUUUGUUUCCAGCUUAUGAUAGGAGCAUUGGUAAGCAGUUUAAUAUUUAAUGUAGUUUUUAUAGCUCUCAUGACUCAAUUUUCUUUUUGUGGGCCUAAUGUCAUAGACCAUUACUUUUGUGAUUUUCGUCCACUGGUGAAACUGUCCUGUACAGAUACUGUUCUCGCUGAAUACUUCUCUUUUUGCAUAUCCAUUAUUUUUGUUGUUAUUCCAUUCCUCUUGAGCAUCAUUUCCUACAUUUACAUCAUAGCUACCAUCAUCAAAAUUCAAUCCACCAUUGGAAGGCAAAAGGCCUUUUCAACCUGCUCCUCUCAUCUUAUGGUGAUUUCCCUCUUUUAUGGCACAUUAAUCAUUGUCUAUACAUUGCCAGACAUACCUUCUCUCCGACAAUUCAACAAAAUAUUUUCUAUUUUCUAUACAAUGAUGACACCUUUGUUCAAUCCCCUUAUCUAUACUUCGAGAAACAAGGAAGUUCACAAAGCCCUAAUACGAUUUUUUGAUAAAAUUAUAAUCCUUGAAAUGAAGAAUGAAGAUGAAGAUGAAUUCACUGUGGUUUUUCAAACUUGUCAUUUUUGA
This is a messenger RNA of Protobothrops mucrosquamatus (brown spotted pit viper), 642 nucleotides long. Its product is annotated as olfactory receptor 1002-like. Gene Ontology annotation, molecular function: olfactory receptor activity. Gene Ontology annotation, cellular component: membrane. Lineage: Eukaryota; Metazoa; Chordata; Lepidosauria; Squamata; Viperidae. Gene Ontology annotation, biological process: G protein-coupled receptor signaling pathway. The transcript is spliced from 2 exons. The record is from RefSeq and is a predicted model, not a curated record. The coding region runs from base 1 to 642 and encodes 213 amino acids.